Thelazia callipaeda (thelaziosis nematode) is the source of this 2262-nucleotide messenger RNA. NCBI's taxonomy places the organism in Eukaryota, Metazoa, Nematoda, Chromadorea, Rhabditida, Thelaziidae. The record is from the annotation of a GenBank genome assembly.
AUGGAUGAAUAUUUACAGGAUCUGGCUGAGGAACUAAUGAAAAUAGAAGCUUUUCGCAUCAACGAAAAAGGCAAAAGAGUUCUUACUGAGGUCUUAGAUUGCGCUCUUUCUGGUUUUGCAAACUUAUUAUUUGGUACAGAAAAAAUAGGACCAAAAAGAAUGAAAGAGCUGGUUGUUGAUCUUUUUCGACAUAAGGAUUUGUAUAUUCUAGUUUUGAAGAAAGUUAUUGCGAAAAUACCUGACUUACAUGAAGAAACUGAACUUUGGAACGUGUAUCAUUUUCUGCGUUUUCUUUUGCUGCCAUCCAAAAAGCUGUCUCCUGCUUUUUACCAAACAAAGGCUAAUAUUAUAAGCCGUCACUGGAAAAUUGCUAAAGCGAAACAGCAUUAUCAGGAGGCUUGGCUGCAGUUUUUAAAGCAUAAGUUUCCAAAACCUCUGUUGAAAAAAAUGGUCCCAUACUUGAGUGAACAUGUAAUUGAUUCGCUCAAGGAUCCUUUUCUCGUCGGUGACUUUUUAUAUCGUACUUUUCAAAUGGGAGGAAUCUUUUCGAUACUCUCUCUAGCUGGUAUCUUCAAAUUAGUAGUCAAUUAUAAUUUCGAAUUUCCGAACUUUUAUCAAUGUGCUUAUGGAUUAAUAACUCCGUCAGUAUGUUAUUUGAAUUAUCGUGAAAAAUUCUUCGCUCUUUUGGAUACUUUUCUUUCAUCUUCGCAUCUUCCGACAUAUAUUGUCGCCGCAUUUGUGAAACGUUUAUCUUGGUUAACUCUUUCAGCGCCGGUCGUUUGUCAAGAACCUUUGCUUGCCUUAAUUAGGAAUUUGAUAACACGACAUAAAGAAGUAGAAUUCUUGGUGCACAGAGAGAAUCCAGAAACAUCAUCUUUUGAUCCUUAUGAUGAAAAGGAAAUGGAUCUACAAAAAUGUGGAGCCAUGAAUAGUUCAUUAUGGGAAAUAAAGACUUUGCAACGACACUGGUAUUUGGAUGUAGCCAAACGAGCAAAUUUUGUUGACAAAGGAAUACAGAGAAUGGAGUCGUUUGUACGCUGGAAAAACGACAAUCAGUGUUUUAUGAAGCUAUAUAGUCAGAAAUUUGGAAGCGACCUUUUAAAGCAUAGAGAAGAAGAGGAGUUUCGAAAAAACCAAGACCACGAUACUUCUGAUGAUGAUACCGACGAAAAUGGAGGCAAACCGGAUAAAAAACGACAAAGGACGUUCAGGAAUAUGAAAGAUCCUGAAUACUCAAUUGCUAUUAACGAUAAAGAGCCGCCUGCUAAUUUUACACAGUUGCUGGAAAUUGCGGAGAAAGUUCAUCACAGUAGUACUAUGUCACCAACUCGGUUAACUAGAAUGUUCUUGGGUGGGGUGAGCAUUUUCCGUCACAGUGUGUACAACUUCUGUCAAAGUAUUCAGGAAAUCCCAACGACUUCCGAAGAAUUAGCCCAUUGGAAAAUCAACCGAGGGAAUCCAUUUAUCGAGAUUCCACAAGCAUGGGUGACGACGUUGACAGAAAAAAAGCGUUGUAGACAUUUACUGCCUCAGGUUUUUAAGGAAUCUCGAGUUAAUCUGAUCAGUUUACAUCCAAGUAUCUUCCGAACCACGCCGAGAAUUGAUUUGUUGCAUCGAAAUAUUACAUGGCAAGAGAAUUAUCGAAACCUGGCAAUUACUAAACAGCUAUCAAAAAAAGAAAUGCCUGGUGGUGGACAUAAACCAUGGCCUCAAAAAAAAACGGGUAGACAUCAUGCUGGUUCUAUCAGAUCGCCACAUUUUCAUCUUGGCGGUUUCGCGAAUGGAAUACGGGGUCCAAAAACAUGGUUUUACAUAUUGCCUGAUGCUAUUAGAUUAGAAGGCUUAUGUAUAGCUGUAACGGUGAAGCAUGUACAGAACGAUUUAGUAAUUGUCGAUGAUUUUGCCAGUUUGCCCAGCAACGAUGCACAAUUUAUGCACGAUCUUGCCGAUUAUAGAAAUUGGGGCUACUCAGUGUUAUUUGUGAACGAAAGCUCUGAAGUACCUGAAAACCUGGCCAAGAUUUGCGAUGAAAUACCGACAUUCAACGUACUACCUGUAUAUGGGUUGAACUGUUUCAGUAUAAUCAAACACGAUACUGUUGUAUUCUCCUUAGCGGCCCUCGCACUGUUUCAGUCGCGUAUACUUGCUCAUAAAUACCGAGCACAAGGGCUGCAAAAAAAAUAUCGCUACAUGGAUUAUAAGAAGAUCAUCCUUAAUGAAGCCGAGAAUGAAAUCGACCCCAUCCACCCACCAUUUAUUUAA